AGUAUUUCAACCGGCUCACGACAAAUUGUAGCUCACCGUUAGGCAUCGACACAUGCAGGGAUAACGAGCGUGUGCGAGCAGGCACGCAAUCACGUUACCGCCUUCUAAAAUGAAAAGCAAAGUUGCCACUUGCGCCAGUUACUACAGCCACACACUCGCACACACUAUUAUUGUGACUAAUACUAGCAGGCAGCAGUACCGUUGUCAUCUUUGGCGUGAAAGUGGUUCUCAGAACGCACAGUAGCAUUAUUCUUUGAUAACACAUACUAUUACUGUCACAGUUGACCGAACGACAGACGUAGUGGGGUGCUCUCGAUUUAACUCUAUCACUUUCUGUCGUUUCUUGUGCGUGUUACACGCACCGCCUGCUUCUCUUGGAUCAUUUAUUUUUUUGUGCAUAUUCAGAUCAUAUACGCACGCAUUCACGUGGUUGGUACUUUUUGAUUCUUUUGUCGUCAAGCGUGUAUGCCUGCUGCUGCCUUGCUUCUUACUCAGCUUCACCAAGCACUUUUUUCUUUCUUGUGUAUGCGCUUUCGAUUCUUCACACAUGUUUGACGUGCUUUUGUGUCGUCGUUGAAUUUCGUUCUCUCCAUCUUGUGUUCAUUAUUUUUUUCUCCCCAGGGUUCCCUCUUGUAAAGUGGUACCCGCCACUCUUUUCUUGUUUGCUUUCAGCGUGCCAGGUGGUAGCUUUCUACGCAUGGACCGUACGCCUGCGUCGCCUUCGCUGCAGGUAUACACAAGCGACGUUUUACUCUUCCUCUGCACCCUUAUAUCCUUGGCGUUUCGCACUUAUCGACAGAGCAUAGCCUUGUCUUGGAAUGAUGAGAGUGGUGCGCACGAAAUAGGUAGAGAGGAAUGGGGGGCACGCGCGUCGUCGGCGGCCCCGCUUCCGUUAGACGAGCGCACGUGUGAGGGACUGCCGCUGCCGCACAACAGUAAAUUCGGUUUUCCGACCACGGGAGGGUCAGAAAGCUUUGCAGCACCCCCCCUUCCGGAGAACGACGACCAUGACGACCAUGAUGAGGUCGAUGAAUCCCUCGCCUCUUUCGAGGUGGCGAUGCCCGUCAACGUCGCGUCCGAUCCGCUGUUGAUCCUUGCCGAGCGUCUUACGCUAGAGGAAAAGCUGUCCACCGCCGUGAACUGGCUCUCUUUGGUGUCGAACUGUCUCACCUACUCUCUGCGCCCGUCGCAGGUGCUGUAUACCUUUCUCUUCACAAACGGGGACUUUGUUCUCUUUGUGACCUCCUACAGCAAUCGUUAUCGGCAGAUGGGCCCGUCGAGCCACCUACACCCUCAGCAGCCGCCCGAUGCCCCGUUGGCACCGUCGUCGCUCCGCCCACAACGUCAGCACGCAGCGCUGCUUCGAGAAACUGGCGCGUCAGCGCUGCAAAGUUCACGUUCGCAGAGUGUCGGAAGCGAAGUGGACGCCAGCGCCAACAGUUUGCACGGCCGCUACGCGGGUAAUGAGGCACAGCUGCAGGACCGUGGCGACGUGGCAGCGGUGGCUGUGCCGCUGCCCUCGCACGCCCCCCUCCCUGCGAGUGCGAAACACGGGCCCCGCCAUCGCGAGAACGCGCAGUACGGCGCCCUACAAAGGAGAGUCGUCGGCGCUGGAGCAGCAGACCUCGUCGCAGACUCGCCCCAUCCUGUUUCUCCAAAGUCUCACGCCUUCCGCGUCGGGCGGCUGCUUCCCCGUCUUCACUACCAUGCGAGUCGCUGCGUCGCUUUUGCGCAAACGCAGCUGUCAUGGCUGCUCGUCCUCAACGCUCUUCUCACCUCUACAUUGGUCGUCUUUUACCUUCACCACCUGUUCUUUGGCCUCGGCACCCUGUUUGGCUACCUUGCGGCCGUCGCGUCUGUGUUUUUGUGCGGAAUGGAGAUGGGCUGCAUCGCUGUGCGGCUGCGUAGAAGAAAGGUGUGUGGGCGCGGCGGCGGCGGCUGCGGCACCGACACCGACGAUCUAGACGACUGUGGCUCUGCACCAACGACCGGGCGCGAUCCCCGUUGCUCGUCGGUGCCCAUGAGGGAUGCAACCGGACGAGGAGGCGAGACCGCGGAAUGGGAUCCGAGUAGCAGCGGCCUACAGGGCCCCUGCUGGGCCUUUCUGGGCGAACACCUCAGCGCCACCGCGUGCUCGCUCCUGUACUUGUGGAUGCUACUGGAAGAGGGCGACGCGUUGUGGUCCUCCCAUGUAGCGCUGAUGCGAUGGUACGUCGGCACAUGUGCGUUGAUGACGCUCUCGUUGCUAAAGUGUCUGCGCGCCUUUUUAUAG
Messenger RNA from Leptomonas pyrrhocoris, 2272 nucleotides. RefSeq lists its product as hypothetical. Bases 698 to 2272 code for a protein of 524 amino acids. The record is from RefSeq and is a predicted model, not a curated record. NCBI's taxonomy places the organism in Eukaryota, Euglenozoa, Kinetoplastea, Trypanosomatida, Trypanosomatidae. The transcript has a single exon.